AUGGCAUGGGGCACAAAUGCUGGAGUGGAUGACCUGUUGCAGAAGCUGGCGAACCCAAAGACAAGCAAAAGUCUCUAUGUCAUGCGUUCACGCGCAAUAAGCGACUCGGAUAUGGUUCAAUUAGCUACUUCAAUUAGCAAGAACACAGUGCUUGAAGAGCUUUAUAUAUCUGGUCAUCAUUUAGGACCCCAAGGACUCCAGGCAUUCGUUAACUGCUUAUCAGUCAAUUCGACGCUUAAACACUUGAGUCUUGGAUCGGAAAAUCUUAAAGAUCAAGCAGUUCAAGCUCUAAGUGCCGGUCUAGCUCGCAACGCCCAUUCAAGUAUCCAGUCUUGGGACUUAGAAUUCAAGUCACUUGGUGUCGACGGCGCAGCUGCCAUCGCCAAUUUGCUCGAAACCAACCAGUCAUUAGCGAUAGUGGCGCUUUCCCGUAAUCAAAUUGGAGACCAAGGUGUGGAAAAAUUGGCAAAGGGAUUGCGUAAGAAUGCUCAGUCGGGAGUUAAGGAGCUGCUUCUGACAGACGUGGGGAUGUCAGGGGCUGGACUUGACCACUUGGCUAUGCUUUUGGAAUGUGAAAAGUGCUCUUUGUUGACACUACAAUUGUCAUUUAAUGCGCUCGAAAAUGCGUCGUGCACUUUUUUUGAUGCGCUGGCUAAGAACACAUCGUUGACGAAGCUGCAGCUGAAGGAAUGCAGCUUGAGUGACGUGCAUGUGGCUGCACUCGCUACGGCACUUCAGCAAAACUCGACGUUGAUCGAGAUCGAUUUAUCUGACAAUAAUCUGACGCAAGUUGCGUGUGCUUCACUAGCUCAGGGACUGAGUGAGAACAAAACACUGAAAAUUGUGCGUUUGAAUAACAACAAGUGUCAGGAUGAAGGAGCUGUGCUUCUAGCGAACGUGCUGGCUAGUCACAACUCGACAUUAAAAUACGUAGAUUUGGGCAACAACGGACUUACCAGUACCGGGAUGACGCCGCUGCUUAAAGCUCAAUCGCUGACUCAGUUGCAUCUAUUCAACAACAAGCUUGGCAAAGGACUAAACGAGCUGUUACCAAUACUUCUAGCCAAUUCGGUCAUUGAGACGCUCGGCAUCGGUGCCAAUGAAUUGCAUAUGGCACUGAGUGUGACGAUUUUCGAUGCACUACACUCGCAUCCGUCUUUACAAACGCUUGAAAUGGGGGGAAACACUCUUGGCAAGGAGGGUCUUGAGGCUCUCGACAAGCUGAGAAAAGCAAAUCAUAGACUGGAUGUCGCUGUCGACAAGAACGCACAAAACGAAGAUGGAAGUUUUUGA
This is a messenger RNA of Plasmopara halstedii, 1293 nucleotides long. Its product is annotated as LRR-containing protein. The record is from RefSeq and is a predicted model, not a curated record. The coding region runs from base 1 to 1293 and encodes 430 amino acids. Lineage: Eukaryota; Oomycota; Peronosporomycetes; Peronosporales; Peronosporaceae. The transcript has a single exon. Gene Ontology annotation, molecular function: protein binding.